Molecule: messenger RNA, 675 nt
Organism: Schistocerca americana (American grasshopper)
Lineage: Eukaryota; Metazoa; Arthropoda; Insecta; Orthoptera; Acrididae
Exons: 4
Coding region: 1-675 (224 amino acids)
Source: RefSeq, a predicted model, not a curated record
AUGAGGUGCAGAUCACUUUUUGCGAAGGAUCCAAAGGUGUUCAAGAUCAGAGUGGGAACUCUAAACGUGGGAACGAUGAUGGGAAAGGGAAGAGAGAUAGCAGACAUGAUGCAGAGGAGGAAGAUAAAGGCUUUGUGUGUGCAAGAGAGAAGGUGGAAGGGCAAUGAGGCAAAGAUCUUAGCUGAAGGCUAUAAGCUACUUUAUAGUAGUGCAAGCCCGGAACCAAGAAAUGGAAUUGGAGUUAUUCUGCACAGAGAGCUUCAAGAAGAGAGCAUAGACAGACUUGAGGAAAAGAUGGAGGAUUGGAGGAAGGCACUAGAAGAAAGAGGGAUGAAAAUUAGCAGGACAAAGUCAGAAUAUUUAGCAAUGCAGAAUGUGCAGAUGAGGUCUUGCGAGAUCCAGGAUGAUGAGCUGAAAUCGGUCUGCAAAUUUAAAUACCUGGGGUCGUACAUACAGAGGGAUGGAGGACUCUACAUCAGAAGUCGUUGUGUGUGCCGGCUGAGUGGAAGCCACGGUCAGCGGCCUGCUGAAUGUCUGGCCACGUGUGACGCACCUGUUGACACACGGCUAGCAGACCCGCCCAUCUCGGGUGACAAUUUGCACGCCGCGGCGCCGCCGGAAACCAAUACAUCUGCUGUCUGCCGCCUGCUGCUGUCUGCUGCAGCAGCGUGGUAA